Messenger RNA from Stereum hirsutum FP-91666 SS1, 369 nucleotides. RefSeq lists its product as uncharacterized. The transcript has 2 exons. The record is from RefSeq and is a predicted model, not a curated record. NCBI's taxonomy places the organism in Eukaryota, Fungi, Basidiomycota, Agaricomycetes, Russulales, Stereaceae. Bases 1 to 369 code for a protein of 122 amino acids.
AUGGUUCACAUCAUCGAUGCAUGGGUUAUGCGCGAUCUCGAACAACACUCCAGUUCGUGCAACGACUAUAUUGAGAAGCCUGGGGUUCUCGGUAGACCAAAACGGCAUCUAGAGUCAGAGGAGUAUUUUGAUCUGCCUGGGACAUUUUGGAAGCCUCUGCAGCAACUCGAGAUCGAUCCCCUCGAGUGUCUACGUGAGCUACAGAGGAGGCGCAUGUGUAAACAUUCAGGCGAACUCUCAUGUCGUCAGCUUCCGUGUAGGAGCGUACUCGAUAAGCAGCAAGAACGGGCCAUCGAGGAGUUAUGGGACUCGUUCAGAGCAAUCUUUGGGCUCCCACCACUCUGCACGGUAGAACCGUUCCAACCAUAA